Anopheles darlingi is the source of this 2271-nucleotide messenger RNA. RefSeq names its product thymosin beta (gene cib). Lineage: Eukaryota; Metazoa; Arthropoda; Insecta; Diptera; Culicidae. Gene Ontology annotation, molecular function: actin monomer binding. Gene Ontology annotation, biological process: actin filament organization. Bases 331 to 729 code for a protein of 132 amino acids. Gene Ontology annotation, cellular component: cytosol. The record is from RefSeq and is a predicted model, not a curated record. The transcript is spliced from 4 exons.
AAACUCUCAUCUCCUCCGAACGGUGCAGUCCACAGGUCCGAGACCCUCUUCAACCAACCGCUCCUGCCAGGAAUCGACCGGUAAAAUCCGUUCUCUCUCUCAAUUCGUGGUGUUGUGUGCCUCCACCGUGUAUAUCCGAGUGCUUUUCAGUGUCAAAACGAAGAUCCCACCCAGCGCAUCGCGGUAACUACAGCUUAAACGGUGUUCUACAAUCCAAAACAAACAGCCAAAUAAAAGGGGACCAGAACCGCGCACGCACGCACGCCCGCACUCAACACAAUCAAACCCACUUCGGUAAAACAACAGUAAUAUCAACGCAACGCAGAUAGAAUGGCCUCCGCUGGACAGGAUAAUGCCGCCGCGGCCGAGUACCCGCGCGUCGGUGCCGACUUCAAGAGCGAGCUCGAGUCGUUCCGCCCGGAAACGCUAACCAAGGCGGAUACGCAGGAGAAGAAUCCGCUGCCGACGGCGGAGGAUGUGCAGAGCGAGAAGGCCCAGCGCAGCGUCUUCGAGGGUAUCGAGUCGUUCGAUGCGUCCCAGCUGAAGCAUGCCGAAACGUGUGAGAAGAACCCACUGCCGGAUCAGGAAGCCAUCAAGGCCGAAAAGGGCGUGCAGCACUUCAUCGAGUGCAUUGAGUCGUUCGACACGUCGCGCCUGAAGCAUGCUGAAACACUCGAGAAGAACCCACUGCCGACGCGCGAAAUCAUCGAGGAGGAGAAGCGCGCCUAAACCAAACAGACUACGCACAGCAUCGCCUCGCCUCACCUACCCUACCCAUUCCAACCAUCUCUCUCAAUCAACCACGCAACGCAUCGCGAAUAUGAACCAACUUUUAAAAAUAUAUAUACAUAUAUACAUCUUAAAAAGCGACGCAUGGCACAACAGAUGAGAGAGAGCGUAGUGAUAGAAGCGAUAGCAAACGCCGACGUAACAUGCGAACUAAAAAGAGCCAGGUUUAGGGGGGGAAAUAGGCGAAAGGAAAGCAAUACUUCUUCAUCAGGGGUAAUGCAGAGGAGAACAGCGGAAAACAUAUAGUGCGUACAGCCUCCCCAACACCACCACUACAUCCUUUUGGUCUGGCCAGUAGGAGUAGCUACGCAGCAGCAGUAGGCGAUGAGACGAUAGAGGCGAGUUUAUAGUAAUAAGAUUUGAUACAGCGAGGAAUUUUCGAGAAACAGAUAUAUUUUUAAGCAAAGCAAUGGAAAGUAACAGCAUUUGCAUCACACUCCUGCGGCGAACGCUUUCUCUCUCUCACACACACUUUCUCUCAGUCCCCCCGGCUCCCUUAAAAAUUAAAUCGUUCUGCUCGAAAAGAAACGCGUCUUCUCCUAGCUCGUUGGAACGUUUAGACGCUAAAGUAUAGACUGUGCAAAAGCAAAGGCAAUGUUGGGUAUAUUCUUUUCCUCGACACAUUAAGGGUAACACGUCUAGUAUGUAGACGCCUUAAAUCAAAAGAAGAAUGACAAUAGAGAAGGCAGUGCAGUGAGGUAGGCAUUUUUUUUAGCAAGAAAGCAACCAUGACAUAGUAACAGUACCAAGGAAAAAGAAGUAGCGGGAUGCGGAAUUUCGCCUUUUGGUUAAAAGAAUCAUUCUCCACAGUAAUACUGCCGAGGCCCUUUGCCAUGCGUGCACUUGCUGAGCGUUAUUGAAGCAUUUUGCAUGAUACGACGAGUGACAGCUGCAGUUAACGAUAUCCGUGCAUUCACAUGGUUAACGUUAACCUUAAGUAUAAGAAAGAUGAUACAUAAUGGAGGAAAAUACGAAAGAGAACAGCAACUAUCACCAUGGCGCUGGGAAAUUCAAUGUCGCUAUAAUUGAAACAAACUCUUCCCCUCUAUGUGUCUAUCAAUUUCUACUCCAUCGAUCAUUGCGUCGUGAGGUUUGAGGUGAUCGGUAGGGUUGGGUAGAGGUCGCUAAACAAGAGCCAGGUAUUCCGGCGAUUAUACGUUGCUUACUAAGGGGAUGCAGGAGAGUGCGUUACCAGCAAGCACGCGUGAAUUCCAGCAGCCGAAAAGGAAUUCAUAUCAAAAGCGAAAAGGAGAGAGAGAGAGAGAGUACGAAAGGGAGUGUGUGAUUGGGAUUGUGAGCAGGAGCGGUGGUAGGAGAAGGCCAAAUCAACGAAUUGCGAGGGAAAACGAUAAAAUCGAGAAAACGGACGAAGUAAAGCAGCAGGAUAGGCCAGGUACAGGCAUUUGCGCAUUUCAAUGAGAGAGAGAGAGAGAGACAGACAGAGAAACGAAACGAAGAAGAAUUUACGAAAAUAAAAUCCUU